CCUGUCUGUGCUUCAAUGCCCCUCACACGGGGAACGACGUCCGCCAGUGGGAAGCCCUGCUGUGGCCCGGGCUGCCAGCUCCCCUUGCCCGGGACACCUGGAGGUGGGAUCCCGGGGCGCCCACGCUCGGCGAGCCCAGGCCCGGCGCUGGAGCCCCGAGGGCCGCAGAGCCAAGGUGCCCUUGAGCCGGCGCGGGCGGCCUGGGAAGGCGCAGGGCGAGGACAGAGGCGCGGGGGGCGGACCGGGCCUGACGCAACCGCGAGUGCCGGGACCAGUGGCGCGGGGGGCGGGUCCCGCAGGCUCCUCCCCGAGGCGAGGCUGGUGCGGGCAGGGCCGCUGGGAGCGCAGCCAGAGCCGACCGCGAGCCACCGAGCCGGAGCCGAGCGCCCAGUUUUUCCAGGGCUACCAGCUGAAGAGCUCCUGUGGGAUCCCAGCCCCACCACCAUGGGCAGCCCUGAGGGCCGCUUCCACUUUGCCAUCGACCGUGGGGGUACCUUCACAGACGUCUUUGCCCAGUGCCCAGGGGGUCAGGUGCGGGUCUUAAAACUGCUCUCAGAAGACCCUGCCAACUAUGCAGAUGCACCAACUGAAGGGAUCCGCCGCAUUCUGGAGCAGGAGGCCGGCAUGCUCCUGCCCCGGGACCGGCCGCUGGACUCCAGUCAUAUCGCCAGUAUCCGCAUGGGCACCACAGUGGCCACCAAUGCACUGCUGGAGCGGAAGGGGGAACGGGUGGCGCUGCUGGUGACACGUGGCUUCCGAGACCUGCUGCACAUUGGCACCCAAGCCCGCGGGGACCUCUUUGACCUGACUGUGCCCAUGCCCGAGGUGCUGUAUGAAGAGGUGCUGGAGGUGGACGAACGCGUGGUGCUGCACCGUGGAGAGGCAGGCACCGGGACGCCUGUCAAGGGCCGCACGGGGGACCUGCUGGACGUGCAGCAGCCUGUGGACCUGGGGACCCUGCGUGGAAAGCUGGAGGGGCUGCUGUCUCGAGGCAUCCGCAGCCUGGCCGUGGUGCUCAUGCAUUCGUACACGUGGGCCCAGCACGAGCAGCAGGUGGGUGCGCUGGCCCGGGAGCUGGGCUUCUCGCACGUGUCACUGUCCUCGGAGGCCAUGCCCAUGGUGCGCAUCGUCCCUCGGGGGCACACGGCCUGUGCCGAUGCCUACCUCACACCCGCCAUCCAACGCUACGUCCAGGGCUUCCGCCGUGGCUUCCAGGGCCAACUUAAGGACGUGCAGGUGUUGUUCAUGCGCUCUGAUGGCGGCCUGGCGCCCAUGGACGCCUUCGGCGGCUCCCGUGCUGUGCUCUCGGCCCGGCCGGCGGUGUGGUGGGCUACUCAGCAACCACGUACCAGCAGGAGGGUGGCCAGCCUGUCAUCGGCUUUGACAUGGGAGGCACGUCCACGGAUGUGAGCCGCUACGCUGGGGAGUUCGAGCAUGUCUUUGAGGCCACCACAGCUGGCGUCACCCUUCAGGCCCCGCAGCUGGACAUCAACACCGUGGCAGCGGG
Messenger RNA from Macaca mulatta (Rhesus monkey), 1507 nucleotides. NCBI's taxonomy places the organism in Eukaryota, Metazoa, Chordata, Mammalia, Primates, Cercopithecidae. The record is from RefSeq and is a predicted model, not a curated record.